Liolophura sinensis is the source of this 1879-nucleotide messenger RNA. RefSeq names its product 2-oxoglutarate and iron-dependent oxygenase domain-containing protein 2-like. Bases 27 to 1097 code for a protein of 356 amino acids. The record is from RefSeq and is a predicted model, not a curated record. Lineage: Eukaryota; Metazoa; Mollusca; Polyplacophora; Chitonida; Chitonidae. Gene Ontology annotation, molecular function: L-ascorbic acid binding; oxidoreductase activity, acting on paired donors, with incorporation or reduction of molecular oxygen; iron ion binding. The transcript has 6 exons.
UGCUGUAAAAUGUGGCAGGAAUAAGGAUGGAAGCAGGCGUGAGGCAGAACGAGAGCAAAUCGUACAGAUGCCUUUGCUAUUUCACAAACAACAUUUACCUCAGACAAUAUGGUGUGCACGUAUCGUAUGCCAACGAGAGCCAGUUCUGGAACGACUACGGACAGGUGCUACUUCAAAGAGGCUGUGACACUCAGGCAAAAAGACUGGAGGUUAAUAAGGAGAUUCAAGCAGAAGUAAAAAGACGAAGAAACUUUGGAAGAGAAAGUGUUCAGCGCAGAGAAACCAUCCACAAGCUUUAUAAACCUCUGUACCCAGAUAUAUUCACCUUACAGGACAAGUGGCUGGACCCUGCGUUUGUGGAGUUGGCUUCUUACAGCAGGAGGGAAGACGCGACAGUGGAGGGUCUGCUGUCCAAGGUUACCACCGAAACAGGUGAAAGAGUGUACUCAUUCCCGGUGUUUACGCUAGAGUUCUGCCAGCGGUUUAUUGAACUUAUUGAAGACUUUGAGAACAGUCCAUGCCCUAAAGGAAGACCAAAUACCAUGAACCAGUAUGGGGUAUUACUGGAUGAGUUGGGGUUUGACGAAGACUUCCUCAAGCCUCUUCGUGAACACUAUCUCCAGCCAAUCAGUAGGCUCCUCUUCCCAGACUGGGGAGGGGAAAACCUUGACUCGCACAAGGCAUUCAUUGUUCAAUACAAACUCUCUGAAGAUACAGACCUCAGCUACCACUACGACAACGCCGAGGUCACGCUGAAUGUGUGCCUGGGAGCCGAUUUCAGCAGUGGAAACUUGUACUUCGGGAAAAUGCGAAAUUCAGGAACGGAUUCAUCUUCCCAGUUGACCGAAUGUGAGCACUCUCCAGGUUGUGGUAUUUUACAUAGAGGGCAGCACAGGCAUGGCGCUCAGCCUAUCAGAUCAGGUGAACGCUACAACCUCAUUGUGUGGAUGAGAUGUGCUCAACUACGAAAUGAACGCUGCCCGAUGUGUGACAUGACACCAGAUUUAGUGGAGGUGGAAGGCCCUGGGGACGGGUUCAGCGACCCUCAGGGGAACUAUGAAGAGCAGAGAACAGUCCAAGUCUGUCAGCUUACAUAGCAUAACAUGAGGUACAAUGUUUAUAGUUCUUAAACUUGUAAAUAAUCUUAAUAGUGUUUAGAGGUUUGAAAAAUUGUGUAUAUUUUUACACACUAAAUAUGUAUAUAUAAUGUCAAUUUUGACAUAUUGUACCCACAGUGUAUUCAUAUUUAAAGUAUGCAUAUAUGUCGUUUGACAUAUUGGGGGGCGUCCGUGGCUCAGUGGGUUAGCGCGCUAGCGCAGCUUAAUGACUCAGGAGUCUCUCACCAAUGUAGUCACUGUGAGUUCAAGUCCAGCUCAUGCUGGCUUCAUCUCCAGCUGUACGUGGGAAGGUCUGUCAUCAACCUAUGUAUGGUCAUGGGUUUCCCCCCGGCUCUGCCUGGUUUCCACCCACCAUAAUGCUGACUACCGUCAUAAAAGUGAAAUAUUCUUGAGUACAGUGUAAAACACCAGUCAAAUAAAUAAAUAAAUAACUUUUGACAUAUAGUGUAUUAAAGUGUGGUGUGUAGUUCUUAAGGUUUUAAGAGGUUGGCCAAGCCAGUCACUGUAUAAUUUCUUUUCUUAGACUAUGUUGUAUAGGUUGUUUGCCUUUGCAUGAGGAACAGAGCCUUUACAAUCCUUGUCAUUUUGGAGGCCACUGAAGCCUUACCCUUCAUUUUUCAAUGAAGUGAAGAUAUAUUUUUGCUCUUAAGCCAGCUGAAAUGCAUUUGGGGAAAUGUCCUGGUAUUGUGUGAGGCUUUGAGAUGAAUGAAGUGUGGAAUGCUGUGCAUUAAAGGAUAUGCACCAACCUCAGUUACACAUAU